ACAUCUCAGUACUCGUCCGCGGCUCAGAUCACCGUCUUCAUUUGGGGAAUAAUUAAAAUUAGGGCUUCAAAAGUUUCAGCUUCAGAAAGGAAAAAUACCGAAAGCCAUGAGAUUUGCGCGGUGGUGGGUUCCCGCACUUCUUGUUUCUGCCUUCUUAUGCAACGUCGUACUCUCCGAUCAGACCAUUUCAGCUCAUACAGGUAGUAACUUUGGCCGGAGCUCUCGGGAUCCAAAAUUCAAAAUUGAAUUUCAUACAGAGGAUUCACCUUUCGCUCCAGAUGAGGACCAAGAGUCCAUUAUCAUGCCCAACAAGCAUGGAGAAAAGUUCCUUUGCUUUUUGCCUAAAGUUGAGAAAUCCAAGAGUGGUAAGCCAGUUGCUCAACAGAACUUAAGUAGCAUGAUCAUGGAAUCUGAGACGCAUAUGAAACUGAAGACACCAGAUGAGCUUCUUGAAGUUCUGAAAGAUCGGUGCUUUAUUAGGCAAGAGGGAUGGUGGUCAUACGAGUUCUGCUAUCAACGUCGAUUGCGACAAAUUCAUUUGGAGGAUGAAAAGGUGGUUCAAGAAUUUUUCUUGGGAGUAUAUGAUGCUGAAGCUACAGAGGCUCACAAUCAAAAUCUUUCUGAUGUAUCCAUAUUGAAGGAUCCCCGGUCUAAAGAUGCAUCUCAAAGAUAUCAUGCGCAUAUCUUUAAUAAUGGAACACUAUGUGAUUUAACAAAACAGCCAAGGGAAACGGAGGUCAGAUUUGUAUGUUCUGAACCCAGAGCAAUGAUAAAUUCGAUUACAGAGCUGUCAACAUGCAAGUAUGCCCUCACAUUUCAAUGCCCAACACUUUGCAAGCACCCAUUAUUCAACGAAGAAAGACCAGUGUCACACACCAUUCACUGCAACGCUCUACAAAAGGAGGAACGGAAGACGCAGACAGAGGAUGUAAGUUCCCGAGAUGGAAAGAUAACAAUGGUCACUGAUAUUGAGUAUUCCCCUACUUCCACGCCAGAAGAAUAUGCAACAUGAAUUGCUACUAUUGUCAUGCGAUGAGUUCUGUCAACAAAAUGGCUGGGAACUUCCGUUGCGGCAGUAAUGUUGGAGCUUUCUCGGCAUUGUUCAGUAUAAACUGUAUUACCAUAGCCCUUUAGUUUAAAAAACUAGUAUUGCUCUAUAGGUUUACGGUAUGCUUUCAGAGUAGAAACUUCUAGUUCGUACAAUGUAACUUCUUUGGAGGUGUUUGGUUGGCAAGAUAAAAUAAUACCAAGAUUGUAUCUUGGAUGAGCAAA
This is a messenger RNA of Salvia hispanica, 1272 nucleotides long. RefSeq names its product ER lectin-like protein (gene OS9). Gene Ontology annotation, cellular component: endoplasmic reticulum lumen. Gene Ontology annotation, biological process: endoplasmic reticulum unfolded protein response; ERAD pathway; retrograde protein transport, ER to cytosol. NCBI's taxonomy places the organism in Eukaryota, Viridiplantae, Streptophyta, Magnoliopsida, Lamiales, Lamiaceae. The record is from RefSeq and is a predicted model, not a curated record.